This is a messenger RNA of Exophiala dermatitidis NIH/UT8656, 1854 nucleotides long. RefSeq lists its product as uncharacterized. The transcript has 2 exons. NCBI's taxonomy places the organism in Eukaryota, Fungi, Ascomycota, Eurotiomycetes, Chaetothyriales, Herpotrichiellaceae. The coding region runs from base 1 to 1854 and encodes 617 amino acids. The record is from RefSeq and is a predicted model, not a curated record.
AUGGUCUCUGAUCCCAAGCCGAAGAUGUCCGACCUCUCCUCACCACUGAGACUCCUUCGGUUAACAGACGCGUACCCAGAUGAGGUACAGCGGAAGACCAUUAUGCCCGAUCGAGACCGAGAUACAGUCGACUCCCGAUUGCCCGAUCUGCCAGGCUCAGGCUCUGUAUGCUCGACGAUCCUCGAAGCGUCGUCCUCGGCAGACUCACUCCCCUCGAUGUCGGCAUACGACGCAGAUUGGCCCGAGGGAUUUCUAAACGAUGACAGUCAGAUGUUCGGUGGUCAGCAACUGGUGGACGGUCUUAUGGCAGAGCACGAGCCAGAUGUCGUGUUGAAUGGCGGUCGUCGGGGCAGUCCUACUACUCCUAGUACCGGUUAUGGCGCCAGUGGGGACAACAGCGACAGCGACAGGGAUAACGAGCGCGUUGGGACUAGUAACAACAGCACAGCAGUCGAAGAUGAUCGUGAUGAUGAUGACGACAAUAGCAAUAACAGCCACCAUUGCAUGACGGACGAUGAAUGGGAACACGGCUGCGCGUGCAGAUGGUCCGAAGACGGCCAGACAGAACAAGACUGCGAAAGUCAGAGUAAGACUGAGCGUGAAAGUGACGAGUCUUCUGAAGCGUGUGAGGAUGACGAGGGAGAGGAAGAUCCGCCACCAUCGGAGCACGAAUACAAUCGCAGACACGGACACAGAUACCAAGGGCCCGGGGCCAAACAACGAAUAAAUUCAAAAUCAGGAUGGUCAGCGUCCGAGUCACCGAGUCCCAGCCUUGAUCCAGGACGGCAUGGCUACUAUUCCUCGACAAUGGCCAAGGAUACGAACAAGACUGAUGAGAGAAAUGAGAGGGACGACGUGUUUACGAGCCUUAAUCUCCCAGCCCUCUUUGACAUUGGCGUGCUGGACCUGCCACGGACAAGAACGAUCAAGCGUGCAGCAAUGCCGCAGACAGCAGCGUUCCAUUGGGACUGGUGGAUUGCACGACUUGCGACUGAAGCGAGAGAUAUCGAUCUCAAAGCAUUUCUGGCCAGGCUGAUGCGUGUGAGGGAAAAGAACGAGAUCCCGAGAGUGCCGACGUCUCGAGUGGCGCUAGUGCUGGAGUCGAAGGAUCGAUCAAAUGUCAAUGGUAUCAGUGAUGACGAGGACCAGCAGGAUGAUGGGUAUGAUGAUGAAGAAGAAGAAGACGCCAAUGAAGACGACGAGGACAGUUGGCUCGAGGUCGACGUGACCGACGUUGACGUUGAUGACGAUGAAACAACCGAUUCCGAGACCGGCAGUGAUGGUGAUGAUGGUGACUCCGAUGAUGAGGCCGAGGAUGAUGCCAUCGAACAAACCGACAAUACCAACGGCGAUGGAGACAAGGACUCUAUCUGCAGCAAUGUUCGCCCACAACCACGUCAACAACCACCUCUUGCGGCAUACAAUAAUCCACUCUCCAUUGCUGACGCCCUACGCAAUCCUGACCGCUCAUUUGCCUCCGAGACAGGCUGGGACGUCUUCCUUGAGCACAUCCGUCAGAAGAGCAGACAUAUGCGCGACACACGCCGCUGGAGGAUGCGAGGACUCAAAAACGCCGCGGGCUGGUGCAAGUGGCAGCGUGGUGAGUGGAUCAGGGAGGACGGCCAGUUUGUCAGUGAACGUGAAGACGAAUUCGAGAGCAAGCGAACCAUGUCAGAAAAGCAAUACUUGGAUAAGACCGAUGCUGCUCCUGCUGCUGCUAUUGACGAUAACAGACAAAGUGGUGGCGAGAUUGGAGGAGACACGGAACAGGCAGAAGAUGAAGGCGCAAACCCAGAGGCAGACGGAGCUCAAAAGUGGACGAUCUUCGUCGGAUAUCGCAGGGAAAAUGCCUGA